This is a messenger RNA of Peromyscus maniculatus bairdii (prairie deer mouse), 603 nucleotides long. RefSeq names its product transmembrane protein 213 (gene Tmem213). NCBI's taxonomy places the organism in Eukaryota, Metazoa, Chordata, Mammalia, Rodentia, Cricetidae. The record is from RefSeq and is a predicted model, not a curated record.
AGGAGUCACCUCAGACAGCGCACACGCGGGACACAUGGUCCCCAGCCCGGGGCACCUCUGUGCCAACAUGGCCCAGACAGGUGUCUCCCUCCGCAUCCCUGGGUACCUCACCUCUGCCCCGCAAGCCACCCUGCUCCUCAGCCUGGUCCUGGCCUCCUUCCACUCAGCCUGCAGUACAGAAGCCAGCGGCGGCAACGCAACCCUGAGUACACACCCUGGGACCCUGGAGCAGUGUGCCAACGUCGACUUCUGCCCACUAGCCUCCCUCUGUUGCCGAGCUUCGGUGGAUGAAUAUGGCUGGAUUGCGGCGGCGGUUGGCUGGAGUCUCUGGUUCCUCACCCUCAUCUUGCUCUGUGUGGACAAGCUGAUGAAGCUAACCCCAGAGGAGCCCAAGGACCUGGCGGCAUGAGCACAGAGCCGUGGCCCCAGUGAUGGCUAUUCCUACCGCGUGUGGGUCACAGGGAGGGGCAGGAGCCUUCCAGAAGCUUCUGUCACUUUAAAGUCACUUGCUCCUCGAAGUCUCUGGCUCCUUUACUAUGGAUUUGGCGCUGCCGAGCAAACCCAGACCCUUGCGUAAACUACACAUGCGCUUUGCCGUGGAGC